Messenger RNA from Lachnellula hyalina, 975 nucleotides. RefSeq names its product Glutathione S-transferase omega-like. Gene Ontology annotation, molecular function: glutathione transferase activity. The record is from RefSeq and is a predicted model, not a curated record. The transcript has 3 exons. The annotation marks the transcript as partial. Lineage: Eukaryota; Fungi; Ascomycota; Leotiomycetes; Helotiales; Lachnaceae. Gene Ontology annotation, cellular component: cytoplasm.
AUGAGUUCCAUCUCGACAUUCAAAGAUGGCGCCUGGCACGGCAUGAUUGAAGCCGGAGCACAAUUCCCUCCAGAAAAAGGACGGUAUCAUAUGUAUAUUGGCCUCUUCUGCCCAUUCGCACACCGCGCAAAUUUAAUACGACACCUAAAAGGGCUGACCGAUAUAAUCGACAUCUCGAUUGUAAAACCCUACCCUAAAGGCGACGACAAAGGCUGGCCUGGCUGGAAAUUCCCUACCGACGACGAUCCAUACGAAGGCGCGACACCCGAUCAGCUAUUCGGCAGCAAAUACAUGCACGAGUUAUACUUUAAAGAAAAGAAGGAUUAUAAGCGGAGAUACAGCGUGCCAGUGAUAUGGGACAGAAAAACGAAUCAACUAGUCAAUAACGAAAGCUUGGAGAUCUUGCGUAACUUUAAUACGGGAUUCAACUCAAUUAUAUCGGGCGAGUACAAGCAACGCGACUUUUACCCAGAGCGUUUACGGAAGGAGAUUGAUGAGGUGGGACAAUGGAUGCAGGCGGACCUUAACACGGGAGUUUACAAAGCUGGCUUUGCUCCGGAUCAGCAGACAUAUGACAAGAAUGUGAUACCUGUGUUCCGAGCUUUAAAUCGACUAGAAGAGAUGCUGUCCCAGAAUCAUGGACCCCAUAUACUUGGUUCCGAGAUCACUGAGCUCGAUAUAAGACUCUUUCCUACCCUCAUAAGGUUCGAUACAGUAUAUGUCCAGCAUUUCAAAUGCAACCUUGGAACUAUACGCCACGACUACCCAUUAUUGAAUGAGUGGAUGAAGAAUAUGUAUUGGAACGUCCCUGGAUUCAAAGAGACGACCGACUUCAGACAUAUUAAGGAAAACUAUACUAAAAGCCACGGCGAUAUCAACCCAAAAGCAAUUACUCCCAUGGGACCAAUUCCAGACAUUGAAAGCGGCGUUGCGAAAGACUGGAAUAAGAUAAAGGCAGGUGGGGUCAAGUUACCC